CCCAAAUCCGAAGUCGUAGUAGGUUGUAGAAGGAUGGGGCUCUGUAAAUGUCCCAAAAAGAAAGUUACGAAUCUUUUCUGCUUUGAACACAGAGUAAAUGUUUGUGAGAACUGUUUAGUUGCAAACCAUGCAAAGUGUGUGAUCAAGUCUUACCUGCAGUGGUUACAAGACAGUGAUUACAACCCAAACUGUAGCCUGUGUCACCAGUUACUAAAUGAUGAACAGUAUGGAGAUUGUGUUAGAUUGACUUGUUAUGAUAUUUUUCACUGGCCGUGUCUGAACCAAUAUGCCCAGCAAUUCCCUGCCAACACAGCACCUGCUGGCUACACCUGCCCAACCUGCAGUGCUGGAAUCUUUCCUCCACCCAACAUGGUGUCACCAGUGGCAGACAAACUAAAAACACUCCUCUCUACAGUGAACUGGGCCAGAGCAGGCCUGGGAUUACCACUGAUAGAUGAACCACAAGAGCCAGUCCUCCCUUCCCCACAGGAGGCACCUCCACUGACACAGAGUACUCCAGUGAAGUCGGAGGCCACCUUACCCACACAGAACACACCACAGAAAUCUGGCAGUGUUCCAAGUCAUGUGACUACUCCUUACUCCACAGGAUUUUCAAGCACACCAGCUGCUUCUCCUUACCCCUUAGGGGCCUCACCAAACCCCCAGACAGGGAACUCAUACUCUCCAGUGUCACCUCCAAACUACAACAACAGACCAAGUGCUCAUGUUCCCCCUAAUCAGCACAGUGUGAUCAGCGUGGAUGAGGGGACCUCAGUGAGGGGCCAGGAUAAACUCUCAUUUGGAGAUCCUAGAAAGUUAUUUGAUUCCACAAAAGAAGACACAAAUUCCAUAUUUAAUACAUCACAGGACCACGAUGAAAAUAAGUACAGAAGAAGAUCUGCGAUGGAGUGGCUCACCAAAUGGCUGAAGUCUCGAGAUAGUAAGCAUGGAAAGAAAGAUCCCCUGACUUUAAGGAAGCGUUUUCUGAUGGUUUUAUUAAUCGGUGUGAUAGGAUUUUUGACAAUUAUUGUGAUAUUCUCAAAAUUAGGUCGAAGUGAUGUUGAUGAGGACCCAUUUUUAGGAAAUCCCCAAGUGAGAGUGAUGGAUGAGAUCCUAGAUUGAUAUUAUGCCUGACACUGAAAAUGUUUUUAUCUGUAGACUUCUUACUGCAAGUCAGCAAAUGCAUGUAUUUUGUACAUAUUGUUAUAUGAAGUGAAAAAUAUGAAUUACAUUUUUAUCAGAAAGACUUGGUGAAUUUUAUUAAACUGAGUUUCAUUUAAAAGAUUUUGACAUGAAAUUCUCUUUUUAUCCUGAAAUUUGAUUAAAGUUGAUCAAGUUUGGAUGUCUUCUUUCAACAAUUCCAACAUGAUUGGUGGCUUAUAUGACAUAACUCUCUCUCUCUCUCUGACAAUGUUAUCAAUGUUAUAUCUGGUUUAAAUACUAAACUUAAGUCUGUAAAGAAAAUUAUCAACUUGUUCUCUUGGUAGACAUUUGUGACACAACUUGACCUCCUUUGUAAAUUUUGACGUAUGAGUUGAUGGGGGUAAUUAACUGAACUCAAACCAUACAAUGUGUAGCUUUAAAAUAAAAAUGUCAGAAAAUGAAAUGCUUUUUUGCCAAGAUGGUAACAUGUAAUCAUUAUGUGGUUUAUAUAUAUGACUAACUGCAUUUGAAAUUUACUGAUUUUAUUGAUACAGCUAUAUAAAUAUUUGAACAGAAUUUUGAACACCUGCCUGAAUAUCAGUGUGUUAAAGAAAGUCAGGCAUUCUCUGCAUAGUUUUAAAUUUAGGCCUCAAGUUGAUAUCUCAAACUGUUAUAAAGCUUGAAUUUUUUUUAUUGGUCUUGCCAAGCUCCUGAUAUAUACUUCAAUAAUUGUACUGAAAACUUAUUAAACAUGUAUCUGGAGAAAAACGCUUUUAGACUACUAUAUAAAUGUAUUCACCAAUGAACUUUAAGUAUAAUGUUGUAUGGGUUUAGUGUAUGGACUGUCUGUGACACUUUUAUUUGAAAAGAUGAAAAUGGCUUUCAUGAGAUAAAGCUGACUAUAACAUGUAUAGUGCUAUGUGAUCGAAAUGGAUAAAAUAAAUUGUUUGUUGUGAAAUUUCGUACACUUUUAACCGUGUCACAGAGAUCUGAUUGUUGAUUUGCAUGAGUGCAAUUUUUAUUUAUUCUUAAGAUGUUUGUAAUAUAUUGUUUUUAACUUAAAGUGGAUGUUAUAUUUGAUGUAUAUGUACAGAAUGCAGAUUCAUUCGGUGAGAAUUUUGCUUUGGUUUUUAUAAAAUAUGUAAAACCACUGUAUUGUUACAUGUAUAUGAGUCAUAUUAUUCUUGUUCAUUGCAUAAUGAAUAUCAAAUAAAUUAAGAUUUUCAUUUA
This is a messenger RNA of Saccostrea echinata, 2373 nucleotides long. Its product is annotated as zinc finger protein-like 1 homolog. Lineage: Eukaryota; Metazoa; Mollusca; Bivalvia; Ostreida; Ostreidae. Gene Ontology annotation, cellular component: Golgi apparatus. The record is from RefSeq and is a predicted model, not a curated record. Bases 34 to 1122 code for a protein of 362 amino acids. The transcript is spliced from 6 exons.